This is a messenger RNA of Cladophialophora immunda, 1929 nucleotides long. RefSeq lists its product as uncharacterized. Gene Ontology annotation, molecular function: nucleic acid binding; exonuclease activity. The record is from RefSeq and is a predicted model, not a curated record. The transcript has a single exon. The coding region runs from base 1 to 1929 and encodes 642 amino acids. Lineage: Eukaryota; Fungi; Ascomycota; Eurotiomycetes; Chaetothyriales; Herpotrichiellaceae. Gene Ontology annotation, cellular component: nucleus.
AUGUUCUCCUCUCUUGGCCUUUUUCGCAAUGUUGCAUGUCCUCGACAGGAUGACUGCAGCUUACAGACCUGUAUCUUCGCACACAGCUGGCGAAUAUCUAGUCCUGAGGCAGACCCCCUGCUCAACUCUGCGAAAGAAUAUGACCCCUUCAGCGCUGGCGACAUAUCAUCUCCGCCUCCAAAGAGAAGGAGGGUAGAAUCGCCUCCCGAGCCACCAGAGAACCCCGAUGUUGUGCAAUCGGAGACUAGAAGCUUAAAAGACUCUACCCCGUCAUCGUCGGGGAAGCAGGGACUUCCACCCUCCCGGACCGUGAGUCGUACCACGCAAGAAAACCCAACUCUGGGUCAGACUACACGCGAUGUGGUGCAAGAACGUGCCAAAUCAAAGCCAGCUUCGGCUGCAAGAUCCGUGUCACCUCCACCAACAAAGGCCCGCAAGGAGUCUUCGCUCUUGGUCAGAAAGCAACCCGUGAAAGUCGAAUCGCUGACGCCUCGCAACGUUCCGAAUGCUCCAGCUCUCCUUAAAACGAGAUUGACCGUGCUGCAGAAGUUGCACGAGGAGAUGCGGACCCAGAACAGCAAGCUUGCCAGUUCAGACAACAGGUCCAAGUCGCUCGUGCUAGAUGAACAGGAAUUGAUCAGGUUCGCACUCGACGAAGAGGAAACUGCUACGAGGUUGGGAGGCGAUAUCUACAAGAACACCAUGGCGCAAAAUAUUCUGCGAACCAGAAAGAUGACUAUGGAGGAGUGGAUCAAAAGAGUCUCCGAAUGGACCGGAGCUUCAUCGACGGCAAACGCCCAUACCAAGCCAGUUGACAAGAAUGGCGAUCUUCUUUCGAUUGGUCUCUCAUCUCUCAGUCAGCAGGUUGCUGUGCUUAAGCAUCUCCGCACUCCUCUGGAAGGCCUGGAGCAAUACGGUUACGUGACCACGCAACCAUCCAGCUCAGAAGUUGCCUCGGCGAAGGCAGGAUUGGCAGCAGCCAGGGGCUUCGAAAGCUGCGAUCGAUGUGGUACGAGGUUUCAGGUGUUUCCCGGUCGAGAUGAGAUGGGUCGCUUGACAAGCCAGGGACGGUGUCGUUAUCACUGGGCUCGGCCAAAUCGUGCGGCUCCUCAGAAGGGAGAUAGAAUUCAAGGCCAGUCAGAAGCAACCUACCCGUGCUGCAACAAGCCACAAGGCAGUGAAGGGUGUUCAGAAGCCGACUCACACGUAUUCGUCGUCAAAGACCCCAAGCGCCUCGCAACGAUCCUCCAAUUUGAGCACACCCCAGAAAAGCCUGACGUACGGCUAAGACAACCUGUUUCCUUCGAUUGCGAAAUGGGCUACACCACACAUGGAAUGGAAGUUAUUCGAGUGACGGCUGUCUCGUGGCCGGACGGAAGACUCCUGCUUGAUAUCUUGGUGCGACCGUUUGGGGAAAUUCUCGAUCUGAAUACUAGGUUCUCUGGAGUGACGAAGGAGGCCUUUGCCUCCGCGCUUCCGUACGAAUCCGAACUCUCUGACCCGGUCCAGAAGGCGCAUCUCGAUCAAUGCCAGCUCCGUAAAGUGGACUCGCCGGCUGCAGCCAGGCAAUUACUGUUCGAUCACAUCAGCCGAGAGACUCCCCUGCUAGGCCAUGCCAUCGAAAACGAUCUGAACGUGGUGAGGAUCAUACAUCCCUGCGUGGUUGAUACAGUCCUGUUGUAUCCUCACCCUCGAGGAUUGCCGAUAAGGUACAGGCUGAAGAUACUCAGUCAAAAGUACCUGUCGCGGGGCAUCCAGACUGCGGGCGAGGCUGGGCAUGACUCGAAAGAAGACGCAGUGGCUACGGGAGACUUGGUCACAAAGAAGGUUGCCGAGAAAUGGAAGCUGAUGAGAUAUGAAGGGUGGGCAUUCAUUGAUGGAAUCCUCAUGGCACCAGAGGAGACCAAAUCGGUGCGACACGUGCUUUAA